Messenger RNA from Artibeus jamaicensis (Jamaican fruit-eating bat), 5778 nucleotides. Its product is annotated as fumarylacetoacetase. The coding region runs from base 135 to 3449 and encodes 1104 amino acids. Gene Ontology annotation, molecular function: DNA-binding transcription factor activity, RNA polymerase II-specific; protein dimerization activity; RNA polymerase II cis-regulatory region sequence-specific DNA binding. The transcript is spliced from 31 exons. Lineage: Eukaryota; Metazoa; Chordata; Mammalia; Chiroptera; Phyllostomidae. Gene Ontology annotation, cellular component: aryl hydrocarbon receptor complex; cytoplasm; transcription regulator complex. Gene Ontology annotation, biological process: L-phenylalanine catabolic process; regulation of transcription by RNA polymerase II; homogentisate catabolic process. The record is from RefSeq and is a predicted model, not a curated record.
GGAAGCCUGGUUAGUGGAGGCCUGUCCGUCACGUCAGGAACGCUGAGCUGAGAGCUGGUUCCACAGGAACGCUCCUGCCUGACUGGCCGCCUCACCGAGCCCCGGAGUCCCAAAUACCUUUCCAGCCCGUCAGCAUGUCGUUCAUCCCGGUGGCCGAGAACUCGGACUUCCCCAUUCACAACCUGCCCUACGGUGUCUUCUCCACCAUAGGCAACCCGAGACCAAGGAUUGGCGUGGCCAUUGGUGACCAGAUCUUGGACCUCAGUGUCAUUAAGCACCUUUUCACUGGGCCUGUCCUCUCCAAACACCAGGAUGUCUUUGAUCAGCCAGUUCUCAACAGCUUCAUGGGCCUGGGUCAGGCCGCCUGGAAGGAGGCGAGAGCUUUCUUGCAGAAUUUGCUGUCGGCCACUCAGUCUCAGCUCCGAGAUGACACGGAACUUCGGAAGCGUGCGUUCAUCUCCCAGGCUUCUGCCACGAUGCACCUUCCAGCUGCCAUAGGUGACUACACAGACUUCUACUGCUCUCGGCAGCAUGCCACAAAUGUCGGAAUCAUGUUCAGGGGCAAGGAGAAGGCACUGAUGCCCAAUUGGCUGCACUUGCCGGUGGGCUAUCACGGCCGUGCCUCUUCCAUCGUGGUGUCGGGCACCCCGAUCCGAAGGCCCAUGGGGCAGAUGAGACCCGAUGACUCUAAGCCUCCCGUGUACGGUCCCUGCAAACUGUUGGACAUCGAGUUGGAAAUGGCGUUCUUUAUAGGCCCUGGGAACAAAUUUGGAGAGCCAAUCCCCAUUUCCAAAGCCCAUGAGCACAUUUUUGGGAUGGUCCUCAUGAACGACUGGAGCGCUCGAGACAUUCAGAAGUGGGAGUACAUCCCUCUCGGGCCGUUCCUGGGGAAGAGUUUCGGAACCACCAUAUCUCCGUGGGUGGUGCCCAUGGAUGCCCUCAUGCCCUUCGUGGUGCCCAACCCAGAGCAGGACCCCAAGCCCCUGCCGUACCUCUGCCAUGACCAGCCCUACACGUUCGACAUCCACCUCUCUGUCACCCUGAAAGGAGAAGGAAUGAGCCAGGCAGCUACCAUAUGCAAGUCCAACUUCAAGUACAUGCACUGGACAAUGCUGCAACAGCUCACUCACCACGCUGUCAACGGCUGCAACCUGCGGCCCGGGGACCUCCUGGCCUCCGGAACCAUCAGCGGGCCGGAGCCAGAAAGCUUUGGCUCCAUGUUGGAGCUGUCAUGGAGGGGGACGAAGGCCAUUGAGCUGGGGAACGGACAGACCAGGAAGUUCCUGCUGGAUGGGGAUGAAGUCGUCAUCACAGAAAUGGCCUCGGACAUCCCCGGCUCGGUGUCGCUGCCCGUGGCGCCCAUGGCGGCCUCCGGACAGGUGCGGAUGGCGGGGGCCAUACCUGCCCGCGGAGGGAAGCGGCGUUCCGGAAUGGACUUCGAUGACGAAGAUGGGGAAGGUCCCAGCAAAUUCUCCAGAGAGAACCACAGUGAGAUCGAGCGUCGCCGGCGGAACAAGAUGACGCAGUACAUCACGGAGCUGUCGGACAUGGUGCCCACCUGCAGCGCGCUGGCCCGCAAGCCGGACAAGCUGACCAUCCUGCGCAUGGCCGUGUCACACAUGAAGUCCAUGCGGGGCACCGGCAACAAGUCCACGGACGGCGCCUACAAGCCCUCCUUCCUCACCGAGCAGGAACUGAAGCAUCUCAUCCUGGAAGCAGCCGAUGGGUUUCUGUUUGUCGUGGCGGCCGAGACGGGGCGGGUGAUCUACGUGUCUGAUUCCGUCACCCCCGUGCUGAACCAGCCGCAGUCGGAGUGGUUCGGGAGCACCCUCUACGAGCAGGUGCACCCCGACGACGUGGAGAAGCUGAGAGAGCAGCUGUGCACCUCGGAAAACUCCAUGACAGGCCGGAUCCUGGACCUGAAGACGGGGACGGUCAAGAAGGAAGGGCAGCAGUCGUCCAUGAGGAUGUGCAUGGGCUCGCGGCGGUCCUUCAUCUGCAGGAUGAGGUGCGGGAACGCUCCGUUGGACCACCUCCCUCUCAGCAGAAUAACCACCAUGAGGAAGCGGUUCAGGAACGGCCUCGGCCCCGUGAAGGAGGGGGAAGCCCAGUACGCCGUGGUCCACUGCACGGGGUACAUCAAGGCCUGGCCCCCCGCAGGCAUGACCAUACCCGAGGAGGACACAGACGUGGGGCAGGGCAGCAAGUACUGCCUCGUGGCGAUCGGGAGGCUGCAGGUGACCAGCUCUCCCGUGUGCAUGGACAUGAGCGGGGUGUCGGCGCCCACGGAGUUCCUGUCCCGCCACAGCUCCGACGGGACCAUCACGUUUGUGGACCCGAGGUGCAUCAGCGUGAUCGGCUACCAGCCCCAGGAUCUGCUGGGAAAGGACAUCCUGGAGUUCUGCCACUCGGAGGAUCAGAGCCACCUGCGAGAGAGCUUUCAGCAGGUGGUCAAGCUGAAGGGCCAGGUGCUGUCGGUGAUGUACCGGUUCCGCACCAAGAACCGCGAGUGGCUGCUGAUCCGCACCAGCAGCUUCACCUUCCAGAACCCGUACUCGGACGAGAUUGAGUACGUCAUCUGCACCAACACCAACGUCAAGCAGCUCCAGCAGCAGCAGGCGGAGCUGGAGGUGCACCAGAGGGACGGGCUGUCCUCGUACGACCUAGCACAGGUCCCCGUCCCCAGCCUGCCAGCCGGUGUUCACGAGGCCGGGAAGCCCGUGGAGAAGGCGGAUGCCAUCUUCUCUCAGGAGAGGGACCCCCGCUUCGCCGAGAUGUUCGCAGGGAUCGGAGCGUCGGAGAAGAAGAUGAUGAGCUCAGCCUCGUCCGCGGGAACCCAGCAGAUCUACUCCCAAGGAAGCCCGUUCCCUGCUGGACACUCAGGCAAGGCCUUCAGCUCUUCCGUGGUGCACGUGCCCGGCGUGAACGACAUGCAGUCGUCCUCCUCCACCGGCCAGAACCUGCCCCAGAUCUCCCGGCAGCUGAACCAGAGCCAGGUGGCGUGGACCGGCAGUCGGCCCCCCUUCCCGGGGCAGUCCAGCAAGACGCAGUCCUCCCCCUUUGGGAUCGGAACGAGCCACAGCUACCCGGCCGACCCCGCCUCCUACAGCCCGCUGUCCAGCCCCGCGACCUCCUCGCCCAGCGGGAACGCCUACUCCGGUCUGGCCAGCAGGACUCCGGGGUUCGCUGAGAGCGGACAGAGCGGCGGGCAGUUCCCCGGGCGGCCCUCGGAAGUCUGGUCGCAGUGGCAGAGCCAGCACCACGGGCAGCAGAGCGGCGAGCAGCACGCGCACCAGCCCGGGCAGGCGGAAGUGUUCCAGGUAAAUGCAGCGGCCGCCGCCUUCUCGAAGGACAUGCUGCCCAUGCCCGGAGACCCGACCCAGGGGACAGGCAACUACAACAUCGAGGACUUCGCCGACCUGGGCAUGUUCCCGCCGUUUUCUGAGUAGCCAAGGACAGGGCGAGGUCUCCGCUGCACAGUGCUCCCAGGCUGUGACGGGGACGCCCCCGUGAGCGGGGCCACCCCUCUCUGCGCUUGCUGUGCCGCAGAAGCCCCCCAGCAGAAGGCGCCCUUCCCCCCAGAGGGCCCCCAGGCACAGCAUUGCUCGGCUCUAACCCGCUCGGCCGCCGACCGGAUCCUCGCGGGACACUGGGGGUCAGUUGUAUUUAUUGCGUUGAAUCUGUGUGUCUUCGGGAGGUAUGGCCACUGGGCCCGUCAAACUCAGUUGUGCGUAAUCUCGUCACAGACAAGUGUCACUGACAGAGAGUUUGGUUACGUCCCAGAGUCCCCAAGCACCCCCGGCCCAGGCCCGCCCGGCAAGCCAGGCCCUGGUUUCUUCUUGCCUCUGUCUUCUGUGGGUGGGUGGGCCUGGGGCGCCCGCAGCGGAGGCGAGCGGGAGGCACAGCCUGUGUCCUGUGAGCUGGACAGGAGCCCGGCUGGGGGACACAGGUGGCCGAGGCUCCUCCACCCCCAGCUCCCCAAGCCCGUGUGUCUCGUGCUGUGGACGUGUACCUUGUGCAGUGUGACGUGAGUCCCUGUCCCGAUGGCUGUGCUGUGCCCGCGUCUGCUCUGUGGGGACAGAGCAAGUGUCCCGAGUGAUGUGCAGUCCCUCCCCGUGCGUGGCCCACAGGCUGGGUGCCGGCCGCCGGCCGCGGGUUCUGCUCUGCGCUCCCUUGGUGAGGGUUGGCCUCAUGCAGCCCAGAGCCCGAAGGGGGUCCCAGGGCCCUUGUGCAGCCCUGGGAAUGGGAGGGGGGCGCCCCGGCUGCCUGUCCUGUGCCACCAGGUGGCUUCCCAGGACCAGCCUCGAGACGGCCCGUUCUGCUCAGUGACAGUGGAGACAGUUUACGGGUGAGCCCCGCGUCAGCCCUGUGGGCUGCCCCCGGGGGCCCGGCUCACUUGGGGAGCCCCGUCUGCACCGUCCAGCAUGCCGGGCGGGGCGCCCACAGUCGGCAGCUGCUUCCUGUGACCCCGGUUCCCAGACUCCAGACUCCCGCCGAGUUCAGCCUCCAGAGCGGCUGUGGCCCUCUGUGAACGGGCUCAGGGGCCUUGGCUUCGGGGGAAGUGGUGGGAGGCAGGAACUCUGCUCCCCUUAACACCCCAGACCCGAGGGGCUUCCCUGGGGGCCCAGCUGGGCAACCCCCGCCUCGUGCCCCACCACCGGCCCAGGAGACAGGCAUAAUCAUUUCCACAAAAAGGGCACAAAAACAGCUUUUGCAUCAGAGAGUGAUUUCUCGGUAAAACGAAAACAGACUGUGGCCUUUAGCCUGUGAGUCGGGAAGUGUCAGGAGUUUUGUGUGUGUUUGUCUUUCUGGUUGUUUUUUUUUUGGAAGGAACUUUAGGGGGUUUCCGAGGUGACGUGUGAGGUUGACCCACUGGCCGUCCCCGUGUCCACCGGGCAGUGAAUGGCUGGGGGCGGACGCGGGCAAGAUCUUGCUCCCUGGGACCGCGAGUACCCUCCUCUAGCUUCAACUCAACCCAACGGGGUGCAGACCAUCUCCGUUCUCGGUCCCGGGAGGCGAGGAUUGGUGGGUGACGGAGAGCCCGGUGCCUUGAUUGGUGCCCACAGAGAGGCCGUGCGUCCCCCGGGUCAGCACCCGGGGGUGCUAUCGGGGCUCCUGCUCGAUGCCCGAGAGAACGAGCGAUGGGCUCAUGUGUGUUGGCGCUGGAGCCGGGACGUAGCCGUGGGCUCUCACCCGCCAGCCCGCUCACCGAGAGGCCAGGCCAGGUCCCUCACAGCACUAGGCAGCCACACGCCACCAUAGAAAUGAGCUCCGUCGGACCAGCGCACAUGGGUUUGCUCAGUGGGGCGCUGGGCCUGCUCCCCUCACCAAACCCUUGUCUCCUGUCCAAAGGGGCCACCCUGCUGUCCCCACUUCCCCCACUGCCCGGGACCUGAGGCAGCAUGAAGAGGCCCCGCCGUGGUGCAGGCCCCUUUCCCGUGGGCCGGGGCCGGCGGCCAGAGCUGGUUUUGUGGCCGAGCCCCCGGCCCGGGCUCGUGGGGUGCCCGCCGACCACGUAGGCGGCCAGAGCAGGACGAGCCUCCCUUCCCGUCAGAGGUGAGGACGCCCAGGACGAGCGCCCGUGGGUGGUGUGAGCGCCCGACCGUCACUCCGCUCGCCUUCCUCCUCCUGGACGUGAACUGUGCCGCGGACCAACCCCCGUCUGUGCCCCCUGAGUGUUCUCGAUGACUAACGGUUAUCGCGUCAGUCGUGUGUCUGUGGAACUCAUGUAACGGCCUUUUAACAAUUUCGUUGCAGUAAAAACAACUUUGUUCUGAA